Messenger RNA from Moesziomyces antarcticus, 1551 nucleotides. RefSeq names its product NCS cytosine-purine permease. Gene Ontology annotation, biological process: transmembrane transport. The transcript has a single exon. The record is from RefSeq and is a predicted model, not a curated record. Gene Ontology annotation, molecular function: transmembrane transporter activity. Lineage: Eukaryota; Fungi; Basidiomycota; Ustilaginomycetes; Ustilaginales; Ustilaginaceae. Gene Ontology annotation, cellular component: plasma membrane. The coding region runs from base 1 to 1551 and encodes 516 amino acids.
AUGGCUUCGAUUCCAAAGACGGACGUGGAGCAGCCCACGCCGGCAAUCGACUUCAAGGACGACUCGACGUCCGAGUCCAUCCUGAGCGACUACAAGCGCACCAUCGAGCGCCAUGUGCUGCUGCGUCGGCUCGACGUGGUGGCGCAAAAGCUCAACCGGUUCUAUGUGGAGUCGGUUGGCAUUCGGCCACUUGCGCUCUCGGAACGCACGGGCACCGACUGGUGGAGCCCGAGUCUGGUGUGGUUCUCGAGCAACGUCAAUGUGCUCUCCUUCUCCGCAGGCACGCUCGUCAAGCUGCUUGAAAUGGACAUGCGCUCCGCCAUGCUCACCACGCUCUUCGUCGGCGCGUUCUGCUCCUUCUUCCCCGCCUACUUUUCGCUCUUUGGCCCCAAACUCGGCAUGCGUCAGAUGAUCCAGUGCCGAUACUCGUUUGGCUACUUUGGUGCGAGCAUCAUCUGCGUGCUCAAUGCCGCGACCAUGCUUGGGUAUUGCAUCCUCAACUCGAUCGUGGGUGGGCAGACCUUGUCGGCGGUUUCGUCGCGUGCGGAUGGGACAUCGACCCUCACACCGGAUGUGGGGAUUGUGGUGGCGGCGGCCAUUGCGCUCGUGGUGUCGUUCAGCGGCAUCCGCGUGCUGCACAUGUUCGAACGCUUCUUCUGGCUGCCCACGCUCAUCUGCUUCAUGAUCCUCAUCGGCGAAGCGGGUACGGGACCCAAUGCGCUGCAUGUGGCGAGCAACGAGCCCAAGGCGACGGCACAGUCGAUCCUCGGCUUUGCAGCCAUCAUUGCAGGGUUUGUCAUCUCUUACUCGGCACUCGUCUCGGACGUUUCGCACUACCUCCGACCGGAUGUUUCGCCGCACAAGCUCUUCUGGUCGGUCUACUGCGGCUUCUUCCUGUCGUGCGUGCCGUUCAUCAUGAUCGGUGCGGCCUUUGCGUGCUCUUCGUACGACAAUGACGAGUGGUCCACCGCACUCGGUGUGUCGUCGGGUCGAUUCUUCCAGCUCAUCCUUGCGGGCAAUCUGGGCAACUUUGGUCGCUUCCUCGUGGUGCUGCUUGCGCUGUCCGUGUGCGGCAACAUCUCGGCAACCAUCUACAGCAUCGGACUCAACUUCCAGACCAUGCUGCCCUUUCUCGGACCCGUGCCGCGAUUCGUAUGGCCGCUCCUGGCAACGGCCAUCUUUUUGCCGCUCGCCAUCGUGGGGCACGACAAGUUCUACGAAACGCUCACCGACUUUACGAGCGUGCUCGGGUACUGGGCGAGCUUGUAUGUGGGCGUCGUGUUUGCGGACCACGUGCUGGUAAGGAGGAGGGACUAUGCGUCGUACGACGUCAAACACUGGAAUCAGUGGAACAAGCUUCCGCCUGGAUUGGCGGCUCUGGGUGCAUGUGCCAUCUCGCUGGCAGUGGUGGUGCCCAGCAUCGACCAGGUGUGGUUCCAUGGUCCGAUUGCAAAGCGCGCGGGCGAUCUCGGAUUCGAGACCGGUCUGGCGGCAAGCAUCGUGCUGUAUGUGCCGCUGCGCAUGCUCGAGAAGAAGGUGUUUGGCAGGUAG